Messenger RNA from Gamsiella multidivaricata, 1484 nucleotides. Its product is annotated as yeats family-domain-containing protein. The record is from RefSeq and is a predicted model, not a curated record. Gene Ontology annotation, cellular component: NuA4 histone acetyltransferase complex; Swr1 complex. Bases 242 to 1042 code for a protein of 266 amino acids. Gene Ontology annotation, biological process: chromatin remodeling; regulation of transcription by RNA polymerase II. NCBI's taxonomy places the organism in Eukaryota, Fungi, Mortierellomycota, Mortierellomycetes, Mortierellales, Mortierellaceae. Gene Ontology annotation, molecular function: histone binding. The transcript has 8 exons.
CAAAUCAAAAAGGACAGGAAUUGACAUUGGAUCACUCUCUUUGCCCACGAGCACUUUUGUUCUAUCCUACCUGUCUUUCGUCCUCUUCCCUUUCGCCCCCCGCCGUCUCGUUGUCUUCCUGCGGCCUUGAAUACCCACACGCGCCUCUCAUUCGCAAACAUUACAGACCAGGCACGCGCUUUCUGCAUAGAACCAGCCUCACAUCAACACCACCGACGUCCACCAAUAAGAAUACAUUAAGAUGCCACAGCCAAAGAGUAUUCGCAAGGAGAUCAAGGUCAUUACUGAUCAGAACAUCAUCAAGGGACAAAAGCAAAAUGGAUUUCAUGUGCGCAAAUGGAAGAUUUCACUGUGUGGCGUGAACGCGAAUGGCGAGGAAGAGACCAUGCCAUACGUGGACCAUGUCGAGUACAUUCUUCACCAGACUUUCGAGCAACCAGUCAGGAAGGUGAACGACUAUCCAUUCAUAUUGCAGGAAAAGGGCUGGGGCGAGUUCGACAUGAAAAUCAUGCUACAUUUUGUGGACAAAUCCGUACCGCCAUUUGUAUUGGAUCACGAUCUGAACUUUCAGUCAACGCAUUAUGAGGUCCCUCAGACGAUAAUUUUCAAAUCUGAUCUGAAACCGAGCUUUGUGAAGUUGCUCAACCUUCCAGUGAGCACGAUCUCAGAUAGGGAAUCGAGCAAUGAUAGCACGGGCGACAGUGCAACACAUAAGCGUCGUAGAGAUACAAUUGUGAAGGACAAGGCAAAGAGGGUGAAGGACGAUCGGAGUUCUGAUGAUGAAAGCCGAGCGGAUAGCAGUGCUGCAGCGUCGGGCGAUGAAUGGGGCGACAAGGUUGAUGUGCAUCAGCUUGCAAAAAAGUUUCAGCUGCUACAGCCAGAAGAUCUGGUAGAAUUAGUUCAGUUGGUGAAGGCAAAUCAGACCUCGGAUAUGUAUGUCAAGGAAGACGGUGAAGCUGGCGAGUUUCACAUUGAUCUUCGAACGCUUGGGAGUGACCUUCUGGCGGAGCUGUGGCAAUUUUGUGAAAGGAAACUGGAGUAGUGGAUGCGCCCAUUGUUCUCUGCCGCUUCUUCCACCUUGCCGAUAACCAUGGACCAGCACCUUGGGUUAUACCAAGGACCUUUGUUCUGUAGAUCCUGAGUGAACUCAGCCUUGCCAGCUAUAUUCCCCAAACCGCCCCUUUUUAUUUUAUUUCGCUAUGCUUUGUUUAAUUGCGUUCAUUAUUGCUCUGUUUGCGUCGUUCUAUGCUCGCUGUCUGCUGUUCAUUUUUCUUUUCAUUUUCGAACCUUGUCAUCAAUAAUCCUUUGCCUGCCACCACCCUGCAGUAUCGAUCUACUAGUCCAAUCGCCUUUGACCUCCCGCACUAACCACCCACAAAUGCCGUAAUCGUCUUUUGACUUUGUUCGUAUGCCAUUCCUGAGAAGCUGCUUGCAUUUUAUUUUAUAAAUUUUGCUUUCUUUACGCUGGUGGCUAUUUGAACAGA